AUGGCGGUAAAUCCCGAAUUGGCACCGUUUACGCUCUCGAGAGGCAUCCCCAGCUUGGAUGAUCAAGCAUUGAACACCAUCAUACAGCUUCAGGACUGCAUCCAGCAGGCCAUCCAGCAGCUGAACUACAGUACCGCGGAGUUUUUGGCCGAACUGCUCUACGCUGAGUGCUCCAUUCUCGAUAAGUCAAGUGUCUACUGGUCAGAGGCGGUUUAUCUGUAUGUGCUUUCACUAUUUUUGAACAAAAACUACCACACCGCCUUUCAAAUCUCCAAAGAAUUCAAGGAGUACCAUCUUGGUAUUGCUUACAUAUUCAGUCGUUGCGCAUUACAGCUUUCCCAGGGACUGAACGAAGCUAUACUCACGCUUUUGUCGAUAACAAAUGUAUUCUCUUCGAGCAGCAACAGUAAUAAUAAUAAUAAUAACAAUAACAAUAAUAUGCAUAUAAACUCUGUUCUGAACUCUAAUCUCGUCCAUAUCCCUGAUUUGGCCACUUUAGACUGCCUACUAGGUAAUCUUUAUAUGAAAUUAGAUCACCCCAAGGAAGGUGCGUUUUAUCAUUCCGAAGCAUUAGCCAUAAAUCCUUAUCUCUGGGAAUCCUACGAAGCGAUUUGUAAAAUGAGAGCUACUGUGGAUCUCAAAAGGGUUUUCUUCGACAUCACAAGACAAAAAGGCAGAAGUCAUAACAAUAAUGCAGCUUCGUCCUUUUCGUCAACAUCUCUGUCGCAUUUUGAGCCUCGUUCACAAGCAAGUCUAUAUUCAAAAACAAACAAAAAUAAUAACAGUAACAGGAAUAAUAUCAAUAUUAAUGUCAAUACACCAUUCCAGUCUUCGAACUCUCCACCUUCUACUUCAGCAUCUUCUUUUUCAUCAGUUCAGCAUUUUUCAAAGUCACAGCAACAGCAACAGCAACAGCAACAGCAACAGCAACAGCAACAGCAACAGCAGCAAACGAAUCCGUCAAUAAGACCGUACCAAAGCAAAAAUAUUCAGACUCCUAAAAACCCCACGAACAACAAUAAUUCAUCCGCUACCCUACCAAAUAACAUUUCCAUGAUUUUAGCAUCUCCCUCCUCCAAGCAACCCACAAUAAGCUCACUGGCUAAAGUUUACAACAGAAACAAACUCUUGACGACUCCCCCAUCAAAAUUGCUAAGUAACGACAGGAACCACCAAAAUAAUGUUAACAACCAAAACAUAAUGAAUAAAACAACUUUCAAAACGCCAAGAAAUCUAUAUUCUUCAACAGGUAGAUUAACCACUUCUAAGAAAAAUCCGAGAUCUUUGAUAAUUAGUAACUCGAUUUCAACUAAUGAUUAUUCGGUUACGCUACCAGAAAUCAUGUAUAACUUGGCUCUGAUAUUAAGGUCGUCAUCACAAUAUAAUUCGUUCAAAGCAAUUAGAUUAUUCGAAUCCCAAAUACCAUCUCACAUCAAAGACACAAUGCCAUGGUGUUUAGUGCAAUUGGGAAAGCUUCAUUUCGAGAUCAUUAACUAUGAUAUGUCUCUGAAAUAUUUCAAUAGAUUGAAAGACCUACAACCUGCAAGGGUGAAAGAUAUGGAAAUUUUUUCCACAUUAUUAUGGCAUUUGCAUGACAAAGUUAAAUCCUCGAAUUUAGCAAACGGUUUGAUGGAUAUAAUGCCUAAUAAACCUGAAACUUGGUGUUGUAUCGGUAAUUUACUAUCCUUACAGAAGGAUCAUGAUGCCGCGAUAAAGGCAUUCGAAAAGGCUACUCAAUUAGAUCCAAAUUUUGCAUAUGCAUACACUCUGCAAGGUCAUGAGCAUUCUUCCAAUGAUUCUUCGGAUUCCGCCAAGACGUGUUAUAGAAAGGCCCUAGCUUGUGAUUCCCAACAUUAUAACGCAUAUUACGGGCUGGGUACAAGUUCUAUGAAACUAGGUCAAUAUGAAGAAGCUCUGUUAUACUUUGAAAAGGCAAGAUCUAUCAAUCCCGUCAAUGUGGUGUUGAUCUGUUGUUGUGGUGGUUCUUUGGAAAAACUCGGUUAUAAGGAGAAGGCAUUGCAAUAUUACGAACUAGCCUGCCAUUUACAACCGACUUCCUCGUUAUCCAAAUACAAAAUGGGUCAGCUAUUAUAUUCCAUGACAAGAUACAAUGUUGCUUUGCAAACUUUUGAAGAAUUGGUGAAAUUGGUGCCUGAUGACGCCACCGCCCAUUAUUUAUUAGGUCAAACAUAUAGAAUAGUUGGCAGAAAGAAAGAUGCCAUAAAGGAGCUUACUGUCGCUAUGAAUCUAGAUCCAAAAGGUAAUCAAGUUGUUAUUGAUGAGUUACAAAAGUGUCACAUGCAAGAAUAA
Molecule: messenger RNA, 2310 nt
Organism: Saccharomyces kudriavzevii IFO 1802
Lineage: Eukaryota; Fungi; Ascomycota; Saccharomycetes; Saccharomycetales; Saccharomycetaceae
Gene: CDC27
Product: anaphase promoting complex subunit CDC27
Exons: 1
Coding region: 1-2310 (769 amino acids)
Biological process (GO): cell division
Molecular function (GO): protein binding
Source: RefSeq, a predicted model, not a curated record